UUCAGUCAUUUCCAGUACUAAAUCAACUCCAGAGACAUCAAAGAAGUCACAUUGAUCACCGGCGAUAUCACUGCCCCAUUUGUCGGACAAGGUUUCUCAGACAGGGUCAUCUAGAUCUUCAUAAAUGUCAGUCUCGUCAUAAACGGGUGUACAAGUGCCAUGUUUGUUCUGCCACAUUUUUACGGAUUCUCUCACUUGCAAAUCAUAUAUAUGAACAGCACCCUAAAGUGGUUACUGCAAGACGCCUACAAUGUCAGCAGAGUUUAAAAAGAAAGCAGAAGAAAUCCAGGUAUAAAGAGCAAGGUGAAGAGAAUAAUGAUGAUUCAAAAAUUCUUCUUAAGAUAACUCUUGGGAAAAGUAUGACAAUAAUAUCUCCUUCUAAAAAAUCUCCCAAUUCCUGUGAAAGUAAAAAGAAACCUUCAAAGAAAAAAGCUAAAAAGAAGCACAGAAAAGAGGAGAAACGACAAGAAAAGAAAGGAAUAAUUCUAUCAAUUAAAAAAGGAAUGGUUAAUGUGACAGAUAAAAGAAAUCGUGAUAGUAAAUCAAAGCAAGUUGGCAGUAAAACAAAACAAACUGAAAACAUGAAUGGCCUCAUGAACACUGAAUAUAAACUUGGAGAACAGAAAAGUGAAUUAAAGUUGACAAUAAAAGCCUGUCCUGAUCUGACUGUAAGUCCCAGUAGAGGAGAUACAUAUAAAGUACUAGAAAAAAGUGACAGUAGAUCAAGUCUGAAAUUAGAGAAAAGAACAUCUAGUCGAACAGACAUUGAUUCAAUGGAAAAUCUUGGAAUUGAAAGUCAAAGUCCUCUUACAUCUAAGGAUGAUGUUGAAUCUAAAGUAAGAAAUGGUAUUGUAAUCACCAAAGAUAAAAGUGGUAAAUUACUUGCAGAGCAGCUUCCAGCUGUGAAAAUAAAGAAAAGAGAUAAUGUCUUUGAUGAUAUUGGAAUAUGGAAGGUAUUAGCAAGCCCAAGAGAUAGACCAAAUGAUAUACUAAAACUGAAAUUGUCCCCACAAAAACCUGCCAGAAUUGAAUCAACUUUAGAAGAAGCUUGUGCAUACAAUGCAUCCAAAUAUUUAGAUAUCCCAGUUAACAGCGUGAAAGUGAAAGGUGAAGUUUCAGGUGAGGAGUCUGAUAUUCUUGAAUUGUUACCAGCAUAUGACAAGGAGAGUGAUAAUGGAAUGAAUAAUGUAAAUGAUUCUGGUAUUGAAGUGUUAAGUAGUUCAUCGUGCAAUAGAAGUAACGGUAACUCUGUACGUUCAGUUGUUAUGGAAGAUAACUCUCCAACAUAUUUCAAUACUGAAGAUUCGUUGUUGUCCUUUGAUUCACCACUAACAGAAGCUUUAAGUAAGUCAGAGCAUAGCAUAUGUCACAAGUGUGGUGGAAUUAUAAUGGAGGCAAAUAAUAAUACAAGGUCACCUGGAAAAUGCAGAUGCACGGUGUCAAAUCCUCAUUCACCAUUUGAAAUGCCAAUAUCUCCUGUAAAGACUAAUUUACUCUCCUCUGAGGCUAGUGAUACCUCGCCUACUGUAUGUUCAGACCAUCAGACAAAUUCAAAAUUAGAAUACAUUAGUGAACAAGAUAAAUGUGAGGAUGACAAAGUUGUCCAAGAGCGUCUAGAACAAAAAAAAAGUGAUGGUGAAGACAGUGAUAUAAUGAUUAUAACAUUUGAUAAAAAUCAAAACAGUCCUGAAAUGGGAAAGAGUAGACUGAAACUGAAAUUAAGACCAAAGGAUCUGUCAAAAUCACCUCUUAAAGGUGGAAAUGAAAUGAUGGCAUCACCUGAAAAAGGAAAACCAGGUCUGAAAGAAUCCCCACAGAAACAUGAUGUAUCAAAGAGUGCUGAGUCAUCAAAAUCAGAAAGUGCCACAGUGAAAAACGAUAGUAAUGAUGAUGUAAAAGAUGAUUUGGAUAAUGAUAAACAGAUUAAUGGAAACAAAGAAAGCUCAAAUAAUUCAUUGAAUGAUAGUGCUUCAGACAAAACUGUUCUUGGUAAAGUUGAAUGUAAAGAAUCUCCUGUUGUUAAUGAAAAUGACACAUGUGUGGAAUUAGACAAGACUGUCUCCUCUACAUAUAUUUCAGAUGAGUGUAGUAAGCAAAGUAGGAAAAAACCUUUAUUUAAGAGCAAGAAAUCUUCUACUAUAUGUAACACAAAUUCUUCAUCUUCAUUAAGUUUACAAGAAUCAAAAGGUCAUCUUGUUGCAAGUGAUGAGAAAACUGUGCAAAAUAAGAAGCCUUUGUUCAAGAAAAGAACAUUGUCAGUUGAUGGGAACUCAGAAAAUAGUGUGAAGAAAUCUUGUUUUAAAACACAAAUGUCUGUUCCUGGCCAUAGUUUAACAGAAAAUUUGCUGAGUGAUGAAAUUGAAAGGAAUGACAGAUAUGCUAAUAUGGGUGAAAUUCUGAAUAAAAGUGACAUGCAGACCAAACAAAGUGGGCCAAACAAAGAAGUAAAUGAACCCAAUGUUAAUGCAAAUGAGUCUUUAGAAACAAAAAUUACGCAAAUUAAGACACCUGUAAGUAAAUUGUGCACUAUUGGUUUUGAUGAAGAGGACAGUCUGUUGAACCUUUCAGGUGAAAUUGAAGAAGAAAAGGUUAGCAAACCUUUAGAAAAAUCACAAAAAUCAGCUGUUUCAUUUGAUUUGUACCAACAGCAGUUCUUAUCCUUCAUUUCUAGCACUAUGAGUGGAAGCAAAUUAGAAAAGAAAAAACUAGAGGAAAACAGUGAAACUACUAGGGAAGACAAGAAAGUCAGUGAGGCUAACGAUGUUGACAAAGUAAGCAUUAAUGUGGACAACAUUGAAGACAAGAAUGAAAAUGAAAUAAAGCAUGGCAAUAAAGAAAUUAAAAGCAAAACAGAUAAUAAAGCUAGAAAUACUGGAAUUAAGAAUAAUAAGGUGAAUAAAAAUAAAAUCAGUGAAAAAGAUAGCAAGACAGAUUUUAAUGACAAAACUGAAGAUAAAGUAUGUAAUGAGGAUGACAUUGUUGAAAUAAAAAGUAAAAAACCUCCCAAAAAAAUGAAAAAGAAGUGUCUGAGUAAAUCCAAAAUUUCUUAUGAAAAAAAGGCAUCAAGUACAAAGUUGGAGAAAGAAUCAGAAACUGAAAUUAAAAAGAAAGAGACAAUACCAGAACCGAAAAUAGUAAAGUCUGACAGUUUAUCAUGGCUUACAAUUUUUGGUGACACUGCUUCUAAAAGUAACAGUCAAAAGACUGAAACGGACACUGCUGUUGAUGUGAUGGCAGAUUUAAGUGUGAAUUUAGCAGAGAUCAAUAAAAAGAUUGAUGUGUCAGAAGAUGAUGACACAAAUUCUCUUGAUGUAGAUGAUGUGUUCCAAGUGAAAAAUUUAUCUAGUCUUCAACCAAAGCAUGAGAUUAAUUUCAAAACAUCACAAGUAAAAGAAUGUGCUAAAGCAAAACCUGUUGAGUGUGAAAAAGCUGGAAAAGGGCCUCCAUACAGAAGGAGGCAAACUGCAAAACGAACUGUUGGAAAAUUCAAAUCAGCGAAAAGAAAAGUAAAUAGUGAUUAUGAAUAUUCAGAGGAAAGUUCUGAUUCAGAAACUAUUGACAUGUUGAGCAGUCAUCCGGGGUCAGAUCCAGAUUUCAAUCCCUUCAAUGAUUCAGAUGAUGACUUUGUAAAAGCUCCCCAAAAAAGGCGCCAGUCUAGAAUUUGUAGUGUGAAAAGGAGAACAUGUAAUGGAAGUGAGAGUUCAGAUACUGAUAAUGAAAGUAAAUGUAGUGAAACUGAUAAACAAGAAACUGAAUCUCAAAGUUCAAGAAGUAAAAGGACUAAAAAGGGUAGGAAGAGUUGUUGCCCAUGUUGUAUAGGAUCACCAAGGAAAAGGUUCAGGGAGCAUAGUGGGGAUCAGCUCUCUGGUCCUGAUAAAGAUGCAUAUAAAUUGCCUAGAAAACAUAGGCAGUUUGUUAGAAGUACCCUUAAGUUACUGCAGUUACAGGAAAAAAUUCACACAUUGUUUCUUACUCUCUUCCCAGAGUGUGCUGAAAUGAUUUCUCAUUCAAGCAUUGGAACUGAAGAGUUUGAGUUGCUUAUUGAUGAUGUUCUCAGUGGAUUGGGAGAUAAAGAAGUACAGUGUAGUUCAUUACCUCAUUCAGUAGCUUACUUGAAAAAAGAUGUGGAGAGUCAGUUUGAAUUAUGUCCUGUUAGUAAUAUAGAAAUGCCUUUUGCAGCCUCAGGUUUGGCAACAAGGGCUAGUGAAAUUGACCUUGUUAACACAAGUGGCGAUGACAGAAGCCCAACUGAUGCUAGUCUCGUUCAAACAGUGAAUCAUCAGUCACAGUCUCAUGUUGAUCUCGGUACCAGCUCAGUUCAGAUGGAUGAGGACAAUGAUGAACAUAAUACUGCUGGGAAAGAAUUAGAGGCAGGGAUGAUAUGGCAGCACUCUUCAAUUUUCAAUGAAACUUCAUUGGCGGCUUCAACAUCAAGCAGUACCAGGUUAAAGUUUGAAAAUAACACGCUAACAGACAAUGAUGAGCCUAUGGUAGAAAGUGUUUUUGAAAAUGUUAUCUCCCAUCCAUCAAAUGUCCAUGAUUCAUCUUUGGCCUACACUCAGGAAUCUGUUACAGUACCAAUAACACCUGCUCAUUACAGUGCCACAAGUCAAAUUGACAUUAUGAAUAUAAAUUCUUUACCUCAUCAUGUUAUUGGUCACUCUCAGCCAUUUGAUAAUGUAGAAUAUUACUCAACUGAAGUUGAUUCUGAUCCAGGGGUUCAAAAUGAAAUCACUAUAACUUUAGAUCUCAACGCAGCUAGAGUCUCGUUGUGUCGGAGUCCAAAGAACUGUUUACAAAGGCUUCAAAACCAAAUCAUUAAAUUGACAAAGUGUUUCUUUCCAAAACUAGACUUCAAAAAUUAUUUUUACAGAAAUGUUGAUAAUUUAGAGUUUUUGCUUGAUUUAAUGAUUGAGGCUAACUCAAAAGAAAUUCCAGUGGAUUUAGAAUCAGAAAAUGAAAUAAUGGAAGAAGAAAUUUCAGAAAAUUGGCAUCAUGAUCCUCUAAGUGGACUGAAUAUUGUUGAUGCGCCAAUUAUAAAAGAAGAUGAUACAGUGAAAGUGAAUUUUUUUGGGCUGAAAAAUGAUAUUAAAACAGAAGAAAGAGAAUCGUUGUUUGUUAAGUGCUCUGAUUUAUUUGAACAAGAAAUUAAAUUGCAGCGAGAAUCAUUAAAGAAGGAUGUGUUUAAUAUUGAAGAAGAUAAAACUGAAGAUACUUGGAAGAAAGCGGAGGAAGUGUUAAAUAGUAUAAGUUCAUUAAAGAAAAUGGCAAGACAAACUGAGAUGGCUCAGCGUACUCGAAGGCCAAGGGAUUGUCGGUUGCGUAAAAGAAGUGCCGAUGAGAAAAGAACAUUAUUUGUGCAGGAAAAGUUGCAAAAUAGUCAAAAUUCAACAUUUGUAUGUGAAACUAAAACAAGAACUAAGGUUAAAGGUAAAGCUGGUCGAAAACCACGUGCAGCAAAUUCUAAAAAGCGUUUUCUCUCUGGACUUAACCUUAGUGACAACCUAGUCAAAAACAAUGGAACAGAAAAUGAAAAUGGACUAAUAAAUAACACAAGUGAAGAGUCUCAGAAUCAUGUUUUAACAAAAGGCAAAGAAAGUGAAAUUAAAAAUCAACGUAAAUCCUUGAACAAAUCAGAGAAAAAGGCAACUUUAAGUGAACAAAUUGUGGAAAAUAGUUUAAAAGAUAAGAUUGAAACAUCAGAAUGCCUGGAUGAUGCAGACUGUCCCAUUAAAGCCGGAAUCAAGAACAUCUUUGAAUUAAUGCAGCCGUCAUAGAUAUUUCAGAUAUACAUAAGUGUACAUACAUCGUCAUUGUAUUUAUUUAUUUUUUAUUCUUUUUUUUUUAAAUCAUGAAAUUGAGUUCUUCUAUAAACUGUACUACAUUGUAAAUGAAUGAAUAGUUAAAAGGUAGCAGCAUUUGUAUGAUAAGUCCUAUAUAGAUAUGAUGAAAUAAUCAAGUUGAGUGUUUCUUGUUUUUAUUAAUGAUUUUUAAUAAGAGAUUUUUGUGAAGAGAAAAGAUUAUUUAUACACAAAAAAAUACCUAUAGUUGAUAAUAAAAAAGGCUGUUUGAAAUUCAUAUUUUUGAGCAUUUGACUGAAAACUACUGACGCACUUGAUGUAAUAUUUUUGCCAUUUUUCAAGAGUUUGCUCUGAUAGUUGUUAUAAGUGUUCAAAGUAAAACAAAUUUAAAUGAUUUCUUAGAGCCACCUUCAGCUUUUAUUUUUUGUUGCAAUAACAGACCAUAUAUGUGUUGUUUCCAACUAAGUAUUUCAGUAAUCUUGGAAAAGUGCAUCAUAUCACUGUAAGGCCUUCUUCAAAAUAGCUAUUUAUAACACAUCAAUGACUAUAGAUGAUCUGGAAACAAAUUUUUCGCUUUGCAAAUUUUCAAAUAGAGAACUGGUAGAUUAGAGGUAUCGAGGGUUUCCUCUUCGUUUACGUAUUUAUCAAAAGCAAAUUUCAUUUUUCACCUUAACUCUUGAUUUGACAGUUAUAUGAAACAAUUUAUCUUAAAUUAACAUAUUUAACCUUUAGAAAAGCUGAAAGCCGCUUUAAGUGCCAUUAAGUAAAUAAAAAGAAUGGAGAAAUGUUCCAAUGAAGUUGUACUCUUUUAGUGUUCUUGGGCUGUUGCAGUGCUGAACACAGAUUUUGUCCGGUCUUGAAUGUUUUAGUACCUGAAAUCAAAGAUCAGAGUCAGUUUUUAGAAUGCAUGUGAAAGUAAACUGAGGAAAUUGCACACUGGAAACAAGUGUAUUUUUAAGAAUGUUAAUAAGUCUCUUUCUGAUAUGGCAGCUAAAAGUAUAGAAAAUAUAGUAUGAUAUCUACUAUCUAGAAUAAAUUGCUAAAAAUAAUGUUUACUUCAUCUUUCAGUCUAUAUUUUUAUUCUGUUAUGCCUUGAACUUGCUUUUUUUUCUUAAAUAGAUAAAGAAAUAUUACUGUAUAGCUUUACAAAGAAGCAUUAAGUCUAAACUACCACAUAAGGGUCAAGUCCUUUGUUAGGGCUUGUUUUUUGUUUGUAUAUUAUUUAUGAUUUACAAAUGGCACUAAAACUUGAAAAGUUAUUUGUACUGUAACCCUGUGAUUGUAUAUGAUACAGUUUGUUAAGUUUUUGUUUUUAGACAUGAAUUAAAACAACAAAGAUGUGCAUAAUUUUUUGUGUGUGUGUGAUUUUUGCCAAGAUAUAAAUUAAAUAAGUUUUGUAGUAUGAACUUUCAACUCUGUUAUAAAUACAUUGUACUUGUUUUCAAAUGAAUAUUGUAUUAGUAUGUAUAUACAUAAAAAAAGUAAAGACGCUGAGGGAAAUAAUGUAUAUAUACGUAUAUAAGAUUUGAUAAUCAUGGAUUUUUAUGAACCACCUACAUGUAAAAUGUUAGUUUAAGCAGUGUUCUAUUUGAAAAACUGGUUUAUGCUAUGUAAUUAUUAUUUUUCUUUCUUUUUCUUCUUCUUUUUUGUUACUUAAGAAAUUAAUUAGUGCUACUCACCGAAGCAAAGUGGUUCAAUACUAGUGCUGGCUUGUGCCUGAAACAUUGGACAAGGAGGGCACCAAAGGUGUUCCUCCUGGUAAAGCUAGAAAGGGGUUAGGGUUAUAUGACCUGUACAGGGUCUGUGGUGAUGUUAACACAUUGAUGUUAUUUCAUUAAGUGACUUGCUUAAUUGGUAACAGAACAAUAUUAUUAGAAUAAAAAGUACUUAAUGUGUUAAAAAAGCUAAUAAAUGGUUAUUAAAUAUUCUAAAGUUUUCAUGAAGUAUUUUGGGGCUAGAUUUUUUUUUUUUUAUCUUCUUUAUUUAAUUUAAAAACUAUUAAGUUUUCUUUAUGGACAGUUUAAUGUUAUUAAAUCAUACUUCAUAUAUAUUUUUAUUGUUUGACAGACAAUGCUACAUGAAGAUAUAUGGGAGAAAAGGAAAAUUUCGUUCAAAAAUUAAAUAUAUUAUAUAGGCUUUCUAAGUGCCUGUUGAAAAUUUUAAAGCUACUAAAGCAAGUGUAGAAGAUUCAUCGAGAUCCAUGACGAUUAAAUCUUUUAUUGUAAAUAAUUGCCUGUACAUGCUUGUUGUUUUAUAAUGUAAAUAAUAAUAGUCAUUGUUUUAAAGAAAUAUAUAUAUAUAAAGUUUUGUGGAUCAGUCAUCAUCAUCAUCAUUAUCAUCAUCAUCAUCAUUUAAAAAAACUGAAGAUCUCUGCGUCAUUGUUUACAUUUAUGAAAACAAACAAAAAAAUUAAUCAACUCAUUUAUAUACUCAUUGCUGAACUUUAUUAUAUUAAUGUAUUUGUUACAGAUAUGCUUUAUCCAGCCAGUUUCAUACAGCUUUUCAUUUUUUCCUUCUAACAAUGAUUUUUGUGUUGCUGUUACAGAGUAGCGGCUACAUAUAGGGAUCACUUCUCUGUUGUCCGUCUGUCACAGAAUUUGUCCGGACUACUCCUCAAAAAUUACUUGUGCAAUUUCAUCUAAACUUUUCAGGAAUGAUCAGUACCAAGUUGUCAGCCUUUUUCAGAGUUAUGGCCCUUAUAUAAUUUUAAGUCUGUUCUGACUACUUCUCUUAUACCACUAAUGCAAUUUGAAUUAAACUUUACAUAAAUGAUUGAUACUUCAAGUACUUGCACAUAUUACACAAUUUUUCUGACCGAGUUAUAGCCCUUGAAUAAAAAAGCAUUUUGGUGUUUCUUCUUCUACGCAGUAGCUGCCAUAUGCUACAAAGUAGCCAUGCAAUAUAGUGAACAACCUGUCCAAUCACCCCUCAAUACAACUGCUUAAUUGGCUAUCAACAGAGGACACAUGUGAUCACUGAUCGCUCUUGUCAUAGUUUUUAGAACACAAUAUGUUUACUGUUAUUAGUAUCCUAUUCAUGAAGUCAUUUUAGUAUCACAUUUUUGUCCAUUUCUGUAGUAUAUAUAUUGAAUUGAUUUCAGCGUUAAAAAUAUUUGGAUAUCUUUAUUUUAAGUAUCUUUCUGAACUACUUUCAGGCCACUUUUUUUAUGCUGAUUUGUUAAAAUUCAACAAGAUUUUUUUCAAUCUUUUAUAAUUUAUUAUUUGGAUUGAAAAGAAUACUGUAGUAUUUUAUGAACAUUUACAAAAAUAAUUGAAGUAUAAAUCUUUGAGAAGAAUUUGUUUAGUUAUUGGACUUUGAAUCCAUGUUACCAACUAAAAAGUUUGUAAAGAUCAUUUUUUGUGGGAAAAAAUCAUGGUUACUCAUUAAUUCAGAAUUUUUAGACUUCCAAAAAGUAACUGUCUUCAUAAAAUUAUAAACAAAUGGCUGAAUAAUUAAUUAUCCAUGGUAACAAGUUAGUACCUGAGCAGAAGUUAGAUAAUUUGUUCCACUUAACAGCAUGCCUUUAUAUGAUCUUAAUAAAUGUUUCAAGGUCUAUAGACUAUAGUUAUAUUUAUUUUCCUGAGUAAAGUUAAAAAAUACAAUGAUAUAUGUUGUUGUUUAGCAAUCUGUUACUGCUCAUCUGUAUUGCUAUUCAGAAAUUAAAAGUCGUGAAACAGGAGUCAUAAGUUAGGACGUUUUUCUUUGAAAUGUCAAAGUUUUGGUCUAAACACUGAAUUCAGACAUGAUACUUUAUAUGAACCACUGUCUUGUAAGUCAAAUUAUUCUAACAUUUUGUAAUUGUGUCAUUUUUACCAUUUCUCUUCUUUAAAACUGUUUACUUUUUCACAACAAUGGUUUAAUUCAGUCUAUGAGACCUUAAAGAAUACAUUAUACAAUGUUUUUUGUAAUUAUUCUAAAUUAAAUUAGUACAGGGUAGAUUCUGAUUUGUAUACUUUUGUUAUAUUUAAUGUGGUUAAAACUUAGUGUAACCAUGUCAUAUAAAGGUUAAAUCACAUUGUUUUGCAUUUAUGUUUGAUGAACAAAAUGUUUUUCAAUUGUUGUCGUUGUUUAAGGUUGAAAUUCUAGCUUUGUUGUCUAAAAAUACAACAAAAUUAACACAGUGUUGUUGUUGUUGUUUUUUUUCUUCAAAAAUGAAGUGUGUGCUUCUGUGAUAGAUAGUUUCUGUUUUUAGCUCACCUGUCACAAAGUGACAAGGUGAGCUUUUGUGAUCGCUUUUCGUCCGGCGUCCGUCCGUCCGUAAACUUUUGCUUUAAAUGACAUCUCCUCAUAAACCACUGAGCCAAUUUCAUCCAAACUUCACAGGAAUGUUCCUUUGGUGGUCACCUUUAAAAAUUGUUCAAAGAAUUUAAUUCCAUGCAGAACUUUGGUUGCCAUGGCAACCAAAAGAAAAAACUUUAAAUAUCUUCUUUUAAAAAACCAUAAGAGCUAGAGCUUAGAUAUUUGGCAUGAAACAUCUUCUAGUGAGUGUCUACCAAGUUUGUUCAAAUAAAAGCCCUGGGGUCAAAAUUGGCCCCGCCCGGGGGGGGGGGGGGUCAUUGAUUUUCCCUAUAUGCAUAUAGUAAAAACUUAAAAAUCUUCUUUUAAAGAAUCAUAAGAGCUAGAGCUUAGAUAUUUGGCAUGAAACAUCUUCUAGUGAAUGUCUACCAAGUUUGUUCAAAUAAAAACCCUGGGGUCAAAACUGGCCCCGCCCCAGGGGGUCAUUGAUUUUCCCUAAAUGCAUAUAGUAAAAACUUAAAAAUCUUCUUUUAAAGAACCCAAAGAGCUAGAGCUAAGAUAUUAAGCAUGAAACAUCUUCUAGUGAGUGUCUACCAAGUUUGUUCAAAUUAAAGCCCUGGGUCAAAAUUGGCCCCGCCCCGGGGUCAUUGAUUUUCCCUAUAUGUGUAUAGUAAAAACUUAAAAAAUCUUCUUUUAAAGAACCAUAAGAGCUAGAGCUUAGAUAUUUGGCAUGAAACAUCUUCUAGUGAAUGUCUACCAAGUUUGUUCAAAUAAAAGCCCUGGGGUCAAAAUUGACCCACCCCCAGGGGUCAUAGAUUUUCCCUAUAUGCAUAUAGUAAAAACUUAAAAAAUCUUCUUUUAAAGAACCCAAAGAGCUAGAGCUAAGAUAUUUAGCAUGAAACAUCCUCUAAUGAGUGUCUGCCAAGUUUGUUCAAAUGAAAGCCCUGGGGUCAAAAUUGGCCCCGCCCCAGGGGUCAUUGAUUUUCCCUAUAUGCAUAUAGUAAAAACUUAAAAAAUCUUCUUUUAAAGAACUCAAAGAGCUAGAGCUAAGAUAUUUAGCAUGAAACAUGUUCUAAUGGGUGUCUACCAAGUUUGUUCAAAUAAAAGCCCUGGGGUCAAAACUGGCCCCGCCCGGGGGGGGGGGGGUCAUUGAUUUUCCUUAUAUGUGUAUAGCAAAAACUUAAAAAUCUUCUUUGGAAAAACCCAAAUAGCUAGAGUUUAGAUAUUAAGCAUGAAACAUCUUAAAGUAAAUAUCUACAAAGUUUGUUAAAAUAAACGCCCGGGGGUCAAAACUGGCCCUGCCCCAGGGGUGUCAUUGUUUUUAACUAUAUGUGUAUAGUAAAAACUUUAAAAAUCUUCUUUUAAAAAAGCCAAUGAGCUAGAACUUAGAUGUUUAGCAUGAAACAUCUUCUUAUGGGUGUCUACCAAGUCUGUUCAAAUAAACAAAUAAAAGCCCUUGGGUAAAAAUUGGCCCGGGGGUGGGGGGGCCUAUAUACAGGUGAGCGACCUCAGGGCCAUCAUGGCCCUCUUGUUUUUCUUACUACUAAUUUUGUUACCUUCAUUUGUUAAUUACAAGGUAUUUUUAUUAGUCUUACUUAGUGAAAGGUGCGAUCUUAAACUCGUGUAGGAAGUGGCAAUAUUAACAAGCCUCUGUCGCAAAUAUAUACGCCUAUCUUUAUACUCGGGCAUAUUGGCUUUAUAAUUUGGUCUGCCCAGUUUCUGUAUUUUGCAUUAAAUAUCCGUUAAAAAACAAUGAACAUUUCGUAAGUUACAAGAAGGAUAAGUCUGUAUGACAAUUUCUGUAGAUUAAAGAACGAGGCAAGCAAAUUGGCCAUGAAUCAGAGAUGGCUUAAGUCCAAUCUUUAAAUACACAUGCAUCUUUCACUAUACUCUUACAACAUGUAUUUAUUUUAGCUUGAUUAAGAUCCUAAAUGUACCCCUGUUAGUAUAUAAGUAAAUCAAACUGCCAUUAGAGUGACCCUCCGUCCGUUUGUUAUACCACUAUAAGCUCUUUUUUUCCGUGUUUGUUUUUAAUGAACAUUACAAAAUUAAUUGAUGCAUAACCAUUCAGUCAGAUCAUGCUUUGCACUUUAGGUUUAUGAAAUUGAGCCCGAAACACUUGCAAUUAACAAUUGGAAAAUAAAACAAAACUUGACAAACUAGUAUAUAAGAUUUACUUUUUAGCUCACCUGAGCUUGCUCAGGGUGAGCUUUUAGGAUCGAUGAAUGUCCGUCGUCCGUCCGGCCGUCCACAAUUGCUUGUGAACACUCUAGCGGUCGCAUUUUUGCCUCAAUCAUCAUCAAACUUGGUCAGGAUGCUUAUCUAGUUGAAAGCUCGGAUGAGUUCGAACAUGGGUCAUCUCAGAUGAAAAACUAGGUCACAAGAGCUAAAAAAUAGAAAAACCUUGUGAACACUCUAGAGGUCACAUUUUUGACCCAAUCUUCAUCAAACUUGGUCAGGAUGUUUGUCUAGGUGAUAGCUCGGAUGAGUUCGAACAUGGGUCAUCUCGGAUGAAAAAGUAGGUCACAGGAGCUAUAAAUAGAAAAACCUUGUGAACACUCUAGUGGUCACAUUUUUGAACCAAUCAUCAUCAAACUUGGUCAGAAUGCUUGUCUAGUCAAUUGCUUGGAUGAGUUCGAACAUGGGUCAUCUCUGAUGAAAAACUAGGUCACAGGAGCUAAAAAUAGAAAAACUUGUGACCACUCUAGUGGUCACAUUUUUGACCCAAUCAUCAUCAAACUUUGUCAGGAUGCUUGUUUAGAUAAUAGCUCGGAUGAGUUCGAAUAUGGGUCAUCUCGGAUGAAAAACUAGGUCACCGGAGCUAUAAAUAGAAAAACCUUGUUAACACUCUAGCGGUCACAUUUUUGCAUCAAUCAUCAUCAAACUUGGUCAGGAUGCUUAUCUAGUUGAUAGCUUGGAUGAGUUCGAACAUGGGUCAUCUCGGAUGAAAAAGUAGGUCACCGGAGCUAAAAAUAGAAAAACCUUGUUAACACUUUAGCGGUCACAUUUUUGCAUCAAUCAUCAUCAAACUUGAUCAAGAUGCUUGUCUAGGUAAUAACUCGGAUGAGUUCGAACAUGGUCAUCUCGGAUGAAAAACUAGGUCACAGGAGCUAAAAAUAGAAAAACCUUGUUAACACUCUAGUGGUCACAAUUUUGACUCAAUUGUCAUCAAACUUGGUCAGGAAACUUGUCUAGGUCAUUGCUGGGAAUAAAUCGAACAUGGGACAUCUCGGAUGAAAAACUAGGUCACAGGAGCUAAAAAUAGAAAAAUCUUGUUAACACUCUAGUGGCUACUGUUGUGAUCCAAAUAUUCUGUUAAUUGGUCUGAAAGUUUGUUUUGAUGAUUUCUAAGUCAAGAUCGAACAUGGGUCAUCUUGGAUGAAAAACUAGGUCACACACCGCCCAAAUAUGGAAAAACCUUGUUAACAUUCUAGUGGUCACAUUUUCGACUCCAUUAUCAUCAAACUUGGUCAGAAUGCUUGUCUAGGUAAUUGCUUGGAUGAGUUCGAAAUCGCAUGUGAAACUAGGUCACCGGAGCUAAAAAUAGAAAAAUCUUGUUAACACUCUAGUUGCUACUGUUUUGAUCCAAGUAUCCUGGAAAUUGGUCUGAAAGUUUGUUUUGAUGAUUUCUAGGUCAAGUUUGAAUAUGUGUCACCUGGGUAAAAAACUAGGUCACACUGCUCAAAUAUGGAUAAUCCUUGUUAACACUGUAGUGGUCACAUUUUUAGCUCGACUUUUCUAUGAAAAGGGGAGCUAUCCUACUCGCCCCGGCGUCGGCGUCACACCUUGGUUAAGUUUUUCGUACCACCCCACUUUAUUUCAGAAGUAUUACAAGUAUGGCUUUGAAACUUACCAUACUUGUUCACCAUCAUAACCUCCAUCUACAGACCAGAGUACAUAACUCUGUCAAGGUUUUUGACAGAAUUAUGGCCCUUUUUUGACUUAGAAAGUGUAUUGAGCUUGGUUAAGUUUUUUGUACCACCUCACUUUAUUUCAAAACCAUUGGAGGUAUUGCUUUGAAACUGACCAUACUUGUUUACCAUCACGACCUUCAUCAACAGACAAGAGGACAUAACUCUGUCAAGGUUUUUGACAGAAUUAUGCCCCUUUUUGACUUAGAAAAUACAUUGAAUAUGGGUAAAAUCCACUUAUUGUCUUAACCCUUUGAGAUAUUGCUUUGAAACUUUUAAUGCUUUUUCACAUCAUUACCCCCAUCUGUACGCAAGAGAAGGUAACUCUGUCAAGGAUUUGUUUUAAAAAUUAAGGCCUUUUAUCGACUUAGAAUCUUGGUUUUUUUUUCUUUCUUACCAGCCCUCUUUUGACUUAAACAUUUCAAACUUUGCUGCAGUGUUCAAGGGUAUCACACAAUUCAGUAAAAUAAUUCUUCACUAAAUAUCUUAAUGCUCAUGGCCAUUGUUCACUUUAAAAAUACAGAGAUUCUUGUAUUGCCUUUUACUGCAAAAACUUUUUUUAUUGGCAAGCAAUAAAAAAGUCGAGCGCGCUGUCUUACGGACAGCUCUUGUUGACUCACCUGUCAUGAUACUUGGUCAGAAUGCUUGUCUAGGUAAUUGUUUGGAUGAGUUUGAUAAUUCAGGUGAGCGAUCUAGGGCCAUCAUGGCCCUCUUGUUAAAGAGUAAGUUUGUUGUUGUCAUGCAUUGUAUUUAAAUGGUGGUUUGUGGAAAUAAUUGUUAAAAAAAAGUAGGUCACAUAUUUUGUUAUAUUUAAUUAUACAACUCAUUACUUUAGCUCACCUGAUUGUGCUCAUUGUUGAUUUUGUUGUAUUAUGAAAGCAUUUAAAAUGUAAGUAUUGUCCAUCUUAGCAAGAGAACGGUCAGCGGAGGUCAUUUCUGUAAAUUUUUCUUCAUUAUUAACUGCAAUGUUUCUUUGGAUAUUCUUUUCUCCCAAUAUUUGUCACCCUCUCAUUGAUUUCAUCAUUUUUGUGUAAAUUGGCAUUUUGUGAAAUAUAACGGAAUAAUUUCAUCUACAAAGGCUAAAUAAAAAAUGAAAUAAACUAAAUAUAAUUUAGUUGCAAAACCUACAUGUUUACAGUAAAUUCUACUGAGAUUUUUCUUUCUCCUAAAGGAACACCUUUCUUUGAUUACUUUUUUUAUCCAAUCAUGUCAUUAGCUGCAAAUAUCACUGGAUUAAGGGAAGCAACUACUUUUAUACUAUUUAGGACCAAUGGUGACUGAAUUGCUUCCCUUUGUUUAAUAUUUUGUUUUGCAUAUUUAUUGAUCAAUGUCGUGAUGCUUUAUUGUUACUUUAAGGAAGUGAAAUCUUGUAGACAGUUUAGUACAUGUAUUUAUAUUGUUUUGUGUGACACAUAUGAUCACUGUUAAUAAGUCAUGAUAAGUCAUCAAUAUAAAUUUUUACGGUAAAAACAAAAAUUAAAUUAUUUCUGCCAUUGAAAAA
Molecule: messenger RNA, 15449 nt
Organism: Ruditapes philippinarum (Manila clam)
Lineage: Eukaryota; Metazoa; Mollusca; Bivalvia; Venerida; Veneridae
Source: RefSeq, a predicted model, not a curated record